This is a messenger RNA of Glarea lozoyensis ATCC 20868, 1611 nucleotides long. Its product is annotated as MFS general substrate transporter. The transcript is spliced from 13 exons. The coding region runs from base 1 to 1611 and encodes 536 amino acids. Gene Ontology annotation, biological process: transmembrane transport. Lineage: Eukaryota; Fungi; Ascomycota; Leotiomycetes; Helotiales; Helotiaceae. The record is from RefSeq and is a predicted model, not a curated record. Gene Ontology annotation, molecular function: transmembrane transporter activity.
AUGAACGAAUCCAGGGAGAAACUCGAAGAGGUUAUUCUCGAUGCCUCAUCGGAUUCUCCAGAUGAGACGAUUACUACUAUGGAGUAUCCUACAAAGCUGAAGCUGGUUAUGACUGUCGUGGCGUUGGUACUCAGUAUGUUCUUGGCUGCACUGGAUAUGACUAUUCUCUCUACUGCAAUUCCAGAAAUUACCAGUGACUUCAACUCGCUUGAGGAUAUUGGAUGGUAUGCGUCAGCUUUCUUCUUAACUAUAGCAUCGUUCCAAUCGACCUGGGGUAAAGCGUAUAAGUACUUCGACCUCAAACCGGUUUUCCUACUCGGUAUCGCAAUUUUCGAAUUAGGGAGCUUGAUAUGUGGGGUCUCGCCAAAUAGUGCUGUCUUGAUCGUUGGUCGAGCGAUCACUGGACUAGGAGCUGCCGGUAUUCUAGGAGGCUGCUUUACUAUCAUCGCGUUCUCCGUGCCGCCGUUGAAGAGACCGGCGUUCAAUGGUAUUCUCGGGGCUACAUAUGGAUUUGCUAGUGUAGUUGGCCCUCUGUUAGGCGGUUUCUUCACAGCAAAGGUAUCUUGGAGAUGGUGUUUCUACAUCAAUCUCCCAAUUGGAGGAGUAUCUGCUGCAAUCAUUUUAUUCUUCUUUAAAACACCAAAAGGGGCGAACGUGGCCAACGAUACGACUCUCCGCGAAAAGAUUCUUCAAAUGGAUUUGCCCGGUGCCGCUCUAAUCAUGGCGGCUGUCGUUUGUUACAUACUAGCAUUGCAGGACGCCGGUGUCGCCAAAGCCUGGAACUCGCCGACAGUCAUUGGCUUACUUGUCGGAUUCGGAUUAAUUGUCAUUGCCUUUGGCUUGGUCGAAUAUCUGCAGAAAGAUCGAGCUUUGUUUCUGCCGCGGCUUAUGAAAGAUCGAACGAUGAUCGUAUGCUGUGCUUUUACUGGAGUAUUCGGCGGUUCUUUUUUUGUCUUAUUAUACUACCUUCCAAUAUAUUUUCAGUCCGUCCAAGGCGUCUCCGCAUCCGACAGCGGAAUUCGAAACCUACCUUUCAUCAUCGCCAUGACCCUUUUCAUCGUACUUUCCGGCGGUGCCCUCACAACCUUCGGUUACUUCACGCCCUUCUUCAUAGCAGGCGCAGUUCUCACGACUAUCGGAAGCGGGUUACUAUAUACCCUAGACAUCGGUUCACCCUCAUCUCACUGGAUAGGAUUCCAGAUUCUGGCCGGCAUCGGUCUUGGGAUCAGCUUCCAGGCGCCGAUAAUGGUUGGACAAGCACUCGCUGAAGAUGAAGACGUCGCAACUGUGACGGCAAUUUUGAUGUUCAUCCAAACAAUCGGCGGCGCCCUCCUCGUCUCCGCCGCAAACGCAGCAUUCGUCAACACACUCAUCUCAGAACUACGCAAGAACGUCCCAAGUAUCGAUCCCCUGCGCGUUAUCCUAGCCGGAGCAACUGGUCUACGUGACGCUUUCACCGAGGAACAGCUUCCUGGAUUAUUGGUAUCGUAUAUGGCUGCCUUGAAAGUCACUUAUGCUAUUGCCAUCGCUACCAGUGGAGGAGCAGUGCUGAUUGCUUUCUUUUCUCCGUGGAGGAGCAUUAAGGGGAAGGUUUCUAUGGGUGUUGCUUGA